AUAUAGCUUCCGGAGCAGGUCAUUGUGUCCCUGUCUGCCGGUGUGUGAGCACGUCCCCAGUUAUGGCUUCAAGGUUACUGCUCCGAAAUGCUGCUCGGGCCUUCACCCGUGUUGGGGCUGUACGCGCCUCGGCUCCAACCCGUAGCAUGUCUGCUGGAGGUAUCCCAACGGAUGAGGAACAGGCCACUGGUUUAGAGAGAAAGAUAAUGACAGCAACGGAGAAAGGCUCUGAUCCAUACAGCAUUUUUAAACCACAACAUUAUGCAGGAACUAAGGAAGAUCCAAAUAUUGUCCCUUCCAUAACCAACAAACGGAUAGUGGGCUGUAUCUGUGAAGAAGAUAACACGUCUGUUGUGUGGUUCUGGUUGCAUGAUGGAGAAGCUCAGCGUUGCCCAUCCUGUGGUUCCCACUAUAAACUUGUACAUCACCACCUCCCCCACUGAGCACUACUACUCUGUACUUUUACCUUCUUGUCAAGUUUUCAGUGAACUGUAUCUUUCUGUAAUGGCUAGAAAACAUAAUAAAAGUUUCUAGCCUCCACAA
Bombina bombina (fire-bellied toad) is the source of this 543-nucleotide messenger RNA. Its product is annotated as cytochrome c oxidase subunit 5B, mitochondrial. The transcript is spliced from 4 exons. Gene Ontology annotation, cellular component: mitochondrial envelope. NCBI's taxonomy places the organism in Eukaryota, Metazoa, Chordata, Amphibia, Anura, Bombinatoridae. The record is from RefSeq and is a predicted model, not a curated record. Bases 63 to 443 code for a protein of 126 amino acids. Gene Ontology annotation, biological process: mitochondrial electron transport, cytochrome c to oxygen.